Messenger RNA from Symbiodinium natans, 1413 nucleotides. The record is from the annotation of a GenBank genome assembly. Lineage: Eukaryota; Dinophyceae; Suessiales; Symbiodiniaceae.
AUGAAAGAGUGGGUCGCUGCCCAGCUCCAGCAGCUGGCCUCUCCAGACAUGAAUUCAGCCAAUGAAAUCCUCAUACAGGCUUCAGAGAGAUACUUCCCGCGAGCUCCAAAACCUUCAGCUCCUCCGCUGAAUGCCAUGCAUAGAGCGACUCAAAGAAUGUGGUCACGUCUGACUGCGCUGGAUGAAGACCCAAGAAGUCACUCCCUGACGCAGGCAGACCACGAGGUGUUGGUCAAAGACCUGGCGACUUGGCAUAUGCAGGCAGUAUCAUUGGCAAAGAAGCAAAGAGUAGCCGACUUCACAAAGGAGGUGGAUCACUCAGCCAAUACGGGAGACUCUUACUUGAGCCACAAAACCCUGAAAGCUCUCCGACCCUGGCAACCGCAGCCGAAAACACAGCUGGUGAACCAGGACGGAUACUUAAUGGCAGCCGAGGAGGAACUCCUGCUAAUGAAAGAUCAUGCUAAGGCGGUGUUCCAGAGGCAUGACAGGUUAGAUGUGCUGGUGAAUACACUGCCACAGCUGCAGGCUCCAGCAUUGGCCAAGCACAUAGGAGACGUGCUCCAGCAAUACUGCCAGGCACAGAGCCUCAAAGCUGAGCACUGCUCAGUGGAUUCAUCAGUGACACUUUCAGCACCGCUGAAGGAUACUGACCUUUGCUUCAUUCCCAAGCCGAAUAAGCCACCAAACAAGCCCACUAAUCUUCGCCCACUGGGCAUUAUACGACCAGAUGGCAAAGGAUUGGCAGGAGCACGCAGGGACCUGCUAGCUCCCUAUACGUCCAGCUACCUCAAGCCAGUGCCUCAGUUUGCUUAUCAGCCCAGGAGAGGGCUGUCGGAUGCCCUGUCCAGAGUCUCGCAACACACGCGCGAAGUCAGGCAGGCCUGCGCACAAGCCAGACUCAGCAGACACAGCCAGCAUGCAGGCCAUGCCAAGCCAGAGCUAGUAGGAGGCAUUUGCUUUGCACUGGACCUCUCUCAAGCAUUCGACGUGGUGCGACGACAGGACCUCAUGGACACCCUGCAGGAGGCCAACGUCCCAAUCGCGGUGCAGAACUUAGUGGCGUCUUUGCACACAGACAGCCGCUACAAAGUCAGAUCACAGCAACGGACAUGUGAAGUAGAAUCGACUACAGGCAUAAAACAAGGAUGCAAGCUCGCCCCCACUCUCUUCUCGAUGCUCACAGGCAAGCUCUUUAAGGAACUAUCGACAGUUGUGGGCAAAGAAAGGAUGCAGCAAUCUCUCACAGGCUAUGCAGAUGACAUGACGAUCCAUCACAACAUCAGCAAUUGGGAAGACCUGCUAAAGGCUCACCACAUGAUAGCAGAGUUGCUCCGCAUUGUUCGUAAGUACGGCUUUAAGGUGAACCCAGAGAAGAUGCACAAGGCAACAAGCAUCGACUAUGGAGAAUAG